Molecule: messenger RNA, 585 nt
Organism: Triticum aestivum (bread wheat)
Lineage: Eukaryota; Viridiplantae; Streptophyta; Magnoliopsida; Poales; Poaceae
Product: mitochondrial import receptor subunit TOM9-2
Exons: 1
Coding region: 5-334 (109 amino acids)
Biological process (GO): intracellular protein transport
Cellular component (GO): mitochondrial outer membrane
Source: RefSeq, a predicted model, not a curated record
UGGAAUGGAAACCCUAAUCGAACCGAAUCGAAUCCUCCAGUCCAGAUCAAAACAAGGGAGCAUGGCGUCGUCCUCUGCUGUGAGCAGGCGCGGCGACGCGGGCGGCGUCCUGGCUGCGAUCUCGCGGUCCUCGGUGGCGGCGCACGGCCGCGAGGCCGCGGCGGUGGCGGGGAAGCUGCUGCGGAGCACGGGGAAGGCGGCGUGGAUCGCUGGGACGACCUUCCUGGUGCUGGUCGUGCCGCUCAUCAUCGAGAUGGACCGCGAGCAGCAGAUGGUCGAUCUCGACCUCCAGCAGCAGGCUCUUCUCGGCUCGCCGCCGCCCCUCGCCAAAUAAAUCCCUCCUCUUUCGUCCGCCCGUCUUUGUUCCCUGCCGAUGCGGUCACAUUUCGUUUUGCUAGUAUCAUAAGUUGUCGAGAAUUUUAUCACUAGUCUAUUUUGGGGGAGAAAGAUCAUGCCUUGUUGUGACUGCUCCUGCUCGGUACGAUUAACGCAAUGUCACCGACUUGUCUUGAACUCAGACUCAGUCCUGUGAUACACUAGUGUUUGUUUGUGAUGCCUAUUUAGAUACAUACUCGGAGUUACAUA